Cuculus canorus (common cuckoo) is the source of this 1495-nucleotide messenger RNA. It is a transcript of the gene EEF1G, whose product is annotated as eukaryotic translation elongation factor 1 gamma. Bases 125 to 1438 code for a protein of 437 amino acids. The record is from RefSeq and is a predicted model, not a curated record. The transcript is spliced from 10 exons. Gene Ontology annotation, molecular function: translation elongation factor activity. NCBI's taxonomy places the organism in Eukaryota, Metazoa, Chordata, Aves, Cuculiformes, Cuculidae. Gene Ontology annotation, biological process: translational elongation. Gene Ontology annotation, cellular component: nucleus; cytoplasm.
GCCCGGCUGUCUUACUUUACGGCUCAGCUGCUUCAGGCGCCACGCGACAGCCGGCUUGCCAGCACUUGGCUGCUUUACGGCUGCGCGCCACAGCCUCCUCCCUUGUCUCUCUGCGCUCGCCAAGAUGGCCGUGGCCGGGACGCUGUACACGUACCCCGAGAACUGGCGGGCGGCGAAGGCGCUGAUCGCGGCGCAGUACAGCGGCGCCCGACUGCGCGUCCUCUCCUCACCCCCCCACUUCCACUUCGGCCACACCAACCGCAGCCCCGAGUUCCUCAGCAAGUUCCCGGUCGGAAAGGUUCCGGCCUUCGAGGGCGAUGACGGCUUCUGUGUCUUCGAGAGCAACGCCAUCGCCUACUAUGUCAGUAACGAGGAGCUGCGCGGGGGCACCCCGGAGGCCGCGGCUGAGAUCCUGCAAUGGGUGAAUUUUGCCGACAGCGACAUCGUCCCCCCCGCGAGCACCUGGGUCUUCCCCACCCUCGGCAUCCUGCACUACAACAAGCAGGCAACGGAGUUUGCGAAGGACGAGGUGCGGCGAGCGCUGGGGGUUCUCGACGCUCACCUGCGCAGCCGAACCUUCCUGGUGGGCGAGCGCGUCUCGCUGGCCGACAUCACCGUCGUCUGUGCUCUGCUCUGGCUCUACAAACAGGUGUUGGAGCCGGCGUUCCGGCAGCCGUUCGGUAACGCCAACCGGUGGUUCGUGACGUGCCUGAACCAACCGCAGUUCCGGGCGGUGCUGGGAGAUGUGCAGCUCUGCCAGAGGAUGGCUCAGUUCGACGCCAAGAAGUUUGCGGAGCUGCAGGGGCGGAAGGAGCCGGCCCGGAAGGAAAAGGAGAAGGAAAAGCCCCCCCGGGAGGAAAAGGAAAAGCCUUCCCGGAAGGAGGAAAAGCGCCCGGAACCGGAGGAGGAGCUGGAUGAGUGCGAGCAGGCGCUGGCGGCCGAGCCCCGCGCCAAGGACCCCUUCGCACACCUGCCCCGGAGCCCCUUCGUGCUGGACGAGUUCAAGCGCAAGUUCUGCAACGAGGACACACUGGGGGUGGCGCUGCCGCACUUCUGGCAGCACUGGGACCCGCAGGGCUGGUCGCUCUGGUUCUGCCAGUACCGCUUCCCCCAGGAGCUGGCGCAGACCUUCAUGAGCUGCAACCUCAUCUCCGGGAUGUUCCAGCGCUUGGACAAGCUGCGCAAGAACGCCUUCGCCAGCGUCAUCCUCUUCGGCACUGACCACGACAGCAGCAUCUCUGGAGUCUGGAUCUUCCGCGGGCAGGAGCUGGCCUUCACGCUCUGCCCGGACUGGCAGGUGGAUUACGAGUCGUACACGUGGCGGAAGUUGGACUCGGAGAGCGAGGAGAGCCGUCUGCUCGUCAGGGAAUAUUUCUCCUGGGAAGGGGAGUUCAAACACGUCGGGAAACCCUUCAACCAGGGCAAGAUCUUCAAGUGACCGCGACCCCGCGCGGCCUCUCCCGCCCCACGCAAAUAAACGUGCAGCGCAGCUGCG